Synchytrium microbalum is the source of this 4470-nucleotide messenger RNA. RefSeq lists its product as uncharacterized. The record is from RefSeq and is a predicted model, not a curated record. Gene Ontology annotation, cellular component: MCM complex; nucleus. Gene Ontology annotation, molecular function: 3'-5' DNA helicase activity; single-stranded DNA helicase activity; protein kinase activity. Gene Ontology annotation, biological process: double-strand break repair via break-induced replication; protein phosphorylation; DNA replication. Lineage: Eukaryota; Fungi; Chytridiomycota; Chytridiomycetes; Synchytriales; Synchytriaceae. Bases 1 to 4470 code for a protein of 1489 amino acids. The transcript has 24 exons.
AUGGUCUCCUUCUUCUACUCUGGACCUUCUUCGUCGGCUGAAAGGUCUAUUGCUGCUGAACUACCUCCUGUCUCUGAAUGGACGCAUUCUUCUUCUGGAGGCGUUGUAGCAGCUGAUCCUCGCCCUACUGUAUUCGACCUCUUUGCCAUUGAAAAAGUUCCCGAAUCCAAAAUGGAAGUGGAAGCAUCACCCACAAGCAUUGAAGGAUCACAGGCUGACACGUUGUCAGUGUCAAAAUCACCUGCUAUGUUGAAUAAAGAGGACUACUGUUUGGGCAAAAUUAUUGGCAAGGGCGGGUUUGGAGUUGUUCGAUUGGCAUUGCACAAAUCUGGUGCUACUUUUGUCGUGAAAAGUGUGCAGUUGACUGAAAAAUCCAUGCAAGAACUGAAUCUCUUGUCUUGGAUCAAUCAUCGCAACGUCGUGAAAUUAAUCGGUUACUGGAAAACUGAUGACACGUUGUCCAUGGUGCUAGAAUGGAGUGAAGGGGGAUCCGUUGCGUCAAUGAUCAAAACCUUUGAACCAUUGAAUGAACCGAUCGCUGCUGUCUAUAUCUAUGGCCUCCUUGAAGCUUUGUCUCACAUUCACUCUCAUGGACUUGUCCAUUUAGAUGUAAAAUGCGCGAAUAUUCUAGUCAACAAGGCUGGACUUGUUUGCUUGACUGAUUUCGGUGUAUCCAAAUAUGAAUCUGAAUUGUUGGCUGACCCAGAAGCUUUUGAGGGAUCACCAUAUUGGAUUGCUCCAGAGCUGAUAACUCUAGAGGGAGGAACACGUAAAAGUGAUAUUUGGUCUCUAGGUUGCUCUCUUGUUGAGAUGAUUUCUGGAAGUCCACCAUACAUCAAACUGGGACCUAUGUCUGCAUUAUUCCGUAUCGUUGAAGAUGAAGAAGUACCAUUACCGGAAGGCAUCUCGGUCGAGCUGACCUCGUUCUUGCGUGCCUGUCUGCAAAAGGACCCAAAGAAACGAGCUUCUGCUGCAGACUUGAUGAAACAUCAGUGGAUCGUAAAACACCGCCCAUCUGAUCUGACGCUUCCAUUGGCUGACGACAAUGUGGUUGAUCCAUUGAUUGAUUUCGCAGCAUCAAAGGCCGUCUCUUUUGCCGUCGAUUCUGCCAGCAGCGCUGUUUCCACUGCUACAAGUGACACAGCUGUCUGCAAGGCUCUUGGACCCGAUAUAUACAUAUUUCCAAUUCGCCGUGAAUCACUCCCCGAGUUCCGAACCUCAGCAACCCCAACAACCAAAGUAUCCGAGUAUCCUGUCAGGACAGACUCUUUGGCCGCUACCCGAACUACCGCAAACCGUGUAUCAUCAGACUCGACUACAACAUCCGCUCCACCAUCAUCCAUUGCUUCUGCAGAGUCGAGCUAUAUUGAAACUACGAAUCAUGCAUCAUGUAAAGUGGAUAUCAGUAAAACCAGACAAAAACGUACACUAUGGACAAGAUUGAGAUGGGCUCAGGGCGGAUCCAAGGCAAAAGCAGCAGCAACAUCAGCUACACCAGCAGACGGAAAUCAAGGUACAAUCAACGUGUUGGGUGAAAAGAAGAAGAGAAGGGUUGCCGAGACCGAUAUAUCAUCCUCAUCCACUGCUGACCGUAUUGACCUCGAUGUAUCUUGCCAUAUUGAGGGGAGUGCUAGUAAAAAUCAACAUGAACGUAACUUCUUCAAGAGUUUCGGCUGGUCUAAAAAGACUCGCACCUCCAACCCAAAAGCAACAGCACCACUGCCAACAACAGAUGGAUUAUCGCCACGUAUCGGAAGUGUACUAGCCGACAAAAUGAAGUCUGGUGGAAUGCGAGGGUGGAGCGGAAUGUCUAAGCGACAAAGGGAGGAUUCUCCAACUCGUUCAGGAAUUGCACCAUCGUCACCCGCUGGAGUUGGAGACCAAGAAGAAGCUCCCGAAGGAGGCGAUUUACCCUUCCAAGAAGAUGAUAAUGAGCCUCUACUCGAAGAAGCCUUUGUCAAUGACAUUCACGAUGAGGAAGAUGAAGAUGACGAAGGAGAGGACUUGUUUGGUGAUAAUCUAGCUGCCGACUACCAAGAAAACGAACGACUAGAUCGUUAUGAUGGCGAACUCAACAUUGACGAUGAGGAUUAUGAUGAAAUGGAUAUGGCAGAUCGAUUGGCGAUUAAUGCUAAAUUGAAUCGUCGUGAUCGAGAAGCCGCUAGACGUGAAGGACGAGGAGACGCUUUUGGUGACUCUGAUGACGAUGAUCAUCGCGAACUGCCCAUGAUUCGCAGACACCGUCGUCAAAUUGAUCUUGAGGAUGAAGAGGCAGAUGAAGACGCAGCCCUACCUCUGGAAGCAUUGCAAGAAGUCAAAGGUCCCAUCAGUGCCUUUGUUCAAAUGAAUGGGCCUAGAAAUGCCAUCAAACGUGAAUUUGGACACUUCUUAAAUACUGUUGUGGAUGAGGGUGGACAAUCAGUAUAUGGACUGCGUAUUAAAGCUAUGGCUGAAGCCAAUGGUGAAAGUUUGGAAGUCGACUACAAUCAUUUGCAAAGCAACAAGGCUAUCUUGGCUUACUACCUGUCUGACUCUCCCAAUGAGAUGUUGAAAAUCUUUGAUGAAGUCGCUCUCGAGAUGACUGUGAGCAUGUUUGUUCAUUACAAAGAAAUCCAAAAGGAAAUUCAUGUCCGAAUCACUAAUUUGCCAUCUGUGGAUUCGUUGCGUGACUUAAGACAAUCCCACUUGAACUCCCUUGUACGGACAAGUGGUGUAGUGACUCGACGUACUGGUGUAUUCCCACAAUUACGGUACAUCAGAUACCGUUGUUUGGCCUGUGACGAAGUUUCUCGAGUCCAUUAUCAAGAUCCAACUCAGGAGCUCAGAGUCCGGAUUUGUGAGGACUGUCAAGGCAGGAACACAUUGAGAAUCUGCCAGGAGUUGACUAUAUAUCGCAACUUCCAAAAAUUGACUUUGCAAGAAAGUCCUGGAACCGUUCCUGCUGGUCGGUUGCCUAGACACAAGGAGGUUAUCUUGACUUGGGAUCUUGUUGAUUCUGCACGUCCAGGAGAAGAAGUGGAAAUUACUGGAAUUUACCGCAACAACUUCGAUAUGUCUCUUAAUUCCAAGAAUGGCUUCCCAGUGUUUGCCACAGUCAUUGAAGCAAACCAUAUUUCUAAAAAGGAAGAUUUGUUUGCUAGUACUCGUCUUACUGAAGAUGAUAUCAAGCAAAUUCGUAGUUUGGGCAAAGAUGAUCGUGUUCGUCAGCGCAUCAUCAAAUCAAUUGCUCCAUCCAUCUUUGGACACGAAGACAUCAAAACCGCAUUAGCACUCGCCAUGUUUGGAGGAGUAGCCAAGAAUCCAGGUGGCAAACAUCGUAUUCGUGGUGAUAUCAACGUCUUGGUGUUGGGAGAUCCCGGUACAGCCAAAUCCCAAUUCCUCAAAUAUAUUGAAAAGACGGCACAUCGUGCUGUAUACACUACUGGUCAAGGAGCAUCAGCUGUUGGUUUAACUGCCAGUGUACACAAGGAUGUAGUAACUCGUGAAUGGACUCUGGAAGGCGGUGCUAUGGUGAUGGCUGAUAAAGGUGUUUGUCUUAUCGAUGAAUUCGAUAAGAUGAAUGAUAAGGAUCGAACCUCGAUUCACGAAGCUAUGGAACAACAAUCCAUCUCCAUCUCCAAGGCCGGUAUUGUCACGACCCUACAAGCACGAUGUUGUGUUAUAGCUGCAGCAAAUCCAAUCCGUGGUCGAUACAAUCCACAAAUUCCCUUUUCACAAAAUGUGGAAUUGACGGAACCCAUCUUGUCACGUUUUGAUAUAUUGUGUGUCGUUCGUGAUACUGCCGAUCCUGUAGCUGAUGAAGCUUUAGCCAUGUUUGUUGUGAAUUCGCAUAUUCGUAGUCAUCCAGACAAUCAGGAUGCUGCGUCCAAGAAGGUUGCGCCUGCACAGGACAAAGAAAUCAUCCCACAAGAAUUGCUGCAAAAGUAUAUCAUGUAUGCUCGUGAUCAUGUUCAUCCGCGUAUCUCGGAUGCUGAUACGGAUAAGAUUGCUGCCUUGUAUUCGGAUCUUCGUCGAGAAUCUCAGACUGGAGGAUCUGUACCAAUCACAGCACGUUCAUUGGAAUCCAUUAUUCGAAUGGCCGAAGCCUUCGCACGUAUGCAUUUACGUGAUGUCGUGCUGCAAAGUGAUAUUGAUCGAGCUAUGAGUAUUGUUAUUCGAUCUUUCAUCGGAGCUCAAAAGUAUUCAGUCAAGAAGCAGCUUGCCAGAGCCUUUUCCAAAUAUGUAUCAUAUGAUCAAGAUCAUGAUGAAUUGGCAAACCACAUCUUGUCACAAUUACAAAAGGAGACAACCAACUUCUUUUACUAUCAACAUGAUGAGAUGCCUGAACGUGUUGAGAUUGAUUCUACCGAGUUUGCUACACGCUGCAAAGAGGUCAACAUAUAUGACGUGCUACCAUUCUACCAAAGUCGUUUGUUUAGAGACAACUUUGUUUAUGAUCAUGUUAAGAGAGUCAUUGUCCCUCGUCGUUGA